AUGACAUCAAUGAAAAUUAUUGACAAAAUCAAUCAAAAGAAAGAAAGCAAUGUACCAUUUUAUUCAUUCGAGUAUUUCCCACCAAAGACAAUGGAAGGUGUACAAAAUCUUUAUGAUCGUUUAGGUAGAAUGUUAUUAUUUGAACCAUUAUUCAUUGAUAUUACAUGGGGUGCAGGUGGUUCUACAUCAGCUUUAACAUUAGAAAUUGCAGAGAAAGCACAAAAUGUAUGUGGUUUAGAAACUAUGAUGCAUCUUACCUGCACCAAUAUGCCAGUUAACGAAAUUAUUUAUGCAUUAGAUAAAGCUAAAGCUACCGGUAUUAGAAAUAUUUUAGCACUUCGUGGUGAUCCUCCAAGAGGUGAAGAAUGGAAAAAGAUUGAAGGUGGUUUUGGUUAUGCUUGUGAUUUAGUUAAAUUCAUUCGUGAACGUUAUGGUGAUUACUUUGGUAUUUGCGUUGCCGGUUACCCAGAAGGUCAUAGUGAUUGCACAUCAUUCGAAGACGAUAUCACCCACUUAAAAGCUAAAGUUGAUGCUGGUGCAGAUUUAAUUAUUACUCAAUUAUUCUACGAUGUUGAUGUCUUUUGUGAUUUUGUAAAGAAAUGUCGUGAAGUAGGUAUCAAUUGUCCAAUUAUUCCAGGUAUUAUGCCAAUUCAAACUUAUGCUGGUUUCGUUCGUAUGACCACCCUCUCAAAAACUAAAGUUCCACAAUACAUUAUGGAUAAUUUAGAACCAAUCAAAGAUAAUGAUGAAGAAGUUAAGAAAUAUGGUGUUCGUUUAUGCGUCGAAAUGUCAAAAAGACUUUUAGAAUUUGGCGUUGAAGGUCUCCACUUUUACACAUUAAAUUUAGAAAGAAGCGUUAGAAAAGUACUCAAAGGCCUCGAAUUAGUCACCCCAGAUCAACUCUCACCAUACCUUCCAUGGGCUCAAUCUGCUGCUGGUAAUCGUCUCAAAGAAGAAGUUCGUCCAAUUUUCUGGCAAAAUCGUCCAAGAUCAUAUAUUGCUCGUACUGGUUCAUGGGAUGAGUUUCCAAAUGGCCGUUGGGGUGAUUACAGAUCACCAGCAUUUGGUGACCUCAGUGAUUACCAUUUAGGUGGUGUUGCUGUUAGUACCAGCGAUGUUGUCUCCACUGCAACCACCAAUAUCUAUGGUGAUUCACAUUCAACAGAACAAGAUAUCUACAACGUUUUCGCUAGUUAUUGUGAAGGUAAAAUUAAAAAACUCCCAUGGAAUGACACUCCACUCUCUUUAGAGUCUGAAAACAUUAAAGAUCAACUUGUUUUCUUAAAUAAAAAUGGUUUCCUCACUAUCAAUUCACAACCAGCAAUCAAUGGUGUACCAUCAACCGAUAAACAACAUGGUUGGGGUGGUAAAAACGGUUUCAUCUACAAAAAAGCUUACAUUGAAUUCUUUACUUCACCAGAAAAUGCACAAAAACUUAUCGAAUACAUCAAGAAAUGUCCAAUGAUCACUUAUCACGCCGUCAAUCGUAAAGGAGAUCAAAAAACAAAUACUAAAGGUACCAACGCUGUUACUUGGGGUAUUUUCCCAGGUAAAGAAAUCAUUCAACCAACAGUUGUCGAUCAUAACUCAUUCAUGGUUUGGAAAGAUGAAGCUUUUGCUCUCUGGGAAACUCAAUGGGCAAAUAAUUAUGAAAAGGAUUCAAAGAGCAGAGAAAUUUUAGACAAAAUGAUCGAUUCAUAUUAUUUAUUCAAUAUUGUAGAUAAUAAUUUCAUUAGUGGUAACAUCUUUUCACCAUUCAGCGAUUUAGUUAACAACCUUUCCUCACCAACUCUUAAUGGUUUAUCAUUAAAUAAUAAUUAA
Dictyostelium purpureum is the source of this 1821-nucleotide messenger RNA. Its product is annotated as methylenetetrahydrofolate reductase. Lineage: Eukaryota; Evosea; Eumycetozoa; Dictyosteliales; Dictyosteliaceae. Gene Ontology annotation, molecular function: FAD binding; methylenetetrahydrofolate reductase [NAD(P)H] activity. The record is from RefSeq and is a predicted model, not a curated record. Gene Ontology annotation, biological process: tetrahydrofolate interconversion. The transcript has a single exon. Gene Ontology annotation, cellular component: cytosol. Bases 1 to 1821 code for a protein of 606 amino acids.